CGCAUCGCGUUGUCGCCGCCUCGCGCCUCUCUAUCCACAGAUAGGGGACAGGGCACACAGGCACAGCCGCCGCUGCUUCAUCCACCCCAUCUGACGCUGCUUCCACCGACCGAGCUCUCCAAGGCUCCACUCCUCACCAGUUUCCGCUCUGGACCGUUCACUCUCCAGCUCCCCUCGCUCCGUUCCCUUCCGCCCAACCACCGCCUACUCCAUCCAGAUCGGCGGGGCGGGCACCGGCCGGCCGGCGAUGACAUCCACCGUCACCACCACCGUCGGGUGCGGGGGGCUCCCCGUCCGCCCGUCGUCGUCGUCGACGGCGCGUAGAGGACGUCCCCGCAGAUGCGCCGUCCGAGCUCAAGCCGCAGGAGCGGAUGCCUCCAACGACAAGUCAGUGGAGGUCAUGCGUAAGUUCUCCGAGCAGUACGCCCGCCGCUCCAACACCUUCUUCUGCGCCGACAAGACAGUCACUGCCGUCGUCAUCAAGGGACUUGCGGAUCACAGAGACACUCUCGGAGCUCCUCUAUGCCCUUGUAGGCAUUAUGAUGACAAAGCUGCGGAGGUAGCACAAGGAUUUUGGAACUGUCCAUGCGUCCCGAUGCGUGAGAGGAAGGAAUGCCACUGUAUGCUUUUUCUUACUCCGGAUAAUGACUUUGCUGGGAAGGACCAGGUUAUCUCCUUGGAGGAGAUCAAAGAGGCGACAUCGAAGUUCUAACCCCUUGUAUUUUUCACGAAAUGUUUACUUGACAGCUAGUAGUUUUUUUUAUAUGUAUAUGUACUUAAGUAGCAUCUAUAAGAUAUCCGUCAGGAAAUCUUUCAUAAAAUGUGCAGUAAACAGCACUUGCAAGGCUGUCGAUGAUAUGAACUGCUUUUAGCCUUUUAUUGUACCUGGGCUCCAUUUCGUGAAUUGAUUUUCUCUCUCUCUCUUUCUGCUAA
Messenger RNA from Sorghum bicolor (sorghum), 933 nucleotides. Its product is annotated as ferredoxin-thioredoxin reductase catalytic chain, chloroplastic. Bases 248 to 712 code for a protein of 154 amino acids. Gene Ontology annotation, molecular function: oxidoreductase activity, acting on iron-sulfur proteins as donors. Lineage: Eukaryota; Viridiplantae; Streptophyta; Magnoliopsida; Poales; Poaceae. The record is from RefSeq and is a predicted model, not a curated record. The transcript is spliced from 6 exons.